Molecule: messenger RNA, 1119 nt
Organism: Gekko japonicus
Lineage: Eukaryota; Metazoa; Chordata; Lepidosauria; Squamata; Gekkonidae
Product: prolyl-tRNA synthetase associated domain-containing protein 1-like
Exons: 3
Coding region: 303-833 (176 amino acids)
Molecular function (GO): aminoacyl-tRNA deacylase activity
Source: RefSeq, a predicted model, not a curated record
GCGAUCUCGUCACUGAUCUCGGAAGUUAAACAGGGUCGCACCGGAACAAAGUUUGAUUCCAGUGGCACCUUUAAGAGACCGACAGACUUUUAUUCAAGGCCUGUACAGACGUGACUUUCCUUGACAGUGAUAGAAUCAACCCCAGUCUCCUUUUUCUUGGCAGUUUGGUCACUCCGCCAGCAGGACCCGCCCCUGCAGGGCCAAGAGCUGUCCCUCAUUCCUCCUAUACCUUCACCGGACCAAUAAAAAACCCUGUGACUUGGAAGGCCUGUGCCAAGUAGAGAAGAACAUCGUUGCCAACCAUGACUGAGCAGCAACAGCCGGUGCUUCGAGAGGUGCUAGAUCAGCACCUGCGUGGCUUGGGCAUCGAAACGUUCUGCGUGGAGCACCCUGAAGUAUUCACAGUUGAAGAGAUGAUGCCUCACGUGCAACAUUUAAAAGGAGCACUCAGCAAAAACCUUUUCCUUAAAGACAAGAAGAAAAAAAGACUAUGGCUGGUAACGGUUCUGCAUGACAGGCAAAUCAAUUUAAAUGACUUGGCGAAGAAACUGGGUGCUGGCAGUGGAAACCUGCGCUUUGCUGAUGAAGCAACCCUGUUGGAUAAACUGAAAGUUGGCCAGGGUUGCGUAACGCCUUUAGCUCUCUUCUGCGACCAAGGAGAUGUAAAGUUUGUGUUGGAUGCUGCCUUUCUGGAGGGAGGUUAUGAGAGGUUGCAUUUUCAUCCAAUGACAAAUGCAGCAACCGUGGGGAUACAUCCAGAUGACUUCCUAAAAUUUCUUAAGUCUACAGGACACGAGCCUAUGCUUGUACAUUUUGAUGAUAUAGCAUUAUGAGACCACUUUUGUAUUUUAGAUAUGGGAAAUGACUGUUUAGCCAACAAAUGUAAGAAAUAUAUUUUCGUACUAUUUCAAAAGUAUUGUAAGAUUCCCCCCCCCCAUGGGAUAAUACUGGCUUCAGAGUGCACUUGAUAACGUUGUGAUGUUCUCAGCCACACUGGUCUACAGGAGAAGCCCACAGGUUACCGGUAGAGAUUAUAGUUUGCAUGUAGGUCUCAAAUUAAAUCUCCAGAAUUUCCAUCUGAAGGGAAUCACAAGUAGCAGGGCAAGCAUUGUCUGAGAA